AUGGCAGACAUUGAAGACACACACUUCGAAACUGGAGACUCUGGAGCCUCAGCAACUUUUCCUAUGCAAUGUUCAGCCCUACGUAAAAACGGUUUUGUUAUGUUGAAAGCUAGACCCUGCAAGAUUGUUGAAAUGUCUACAUCCAAAACUGGUAAACAUGGUCAUGCUAAAGUUCACUUGGUUGGCAUUGAUAUCUUCUCAGGUAAAAAAUAUGAAGAUAUAUGUCCAUCCACGCACAACAUGGACGUGCCACAUGUAAAACGUGAGGACUAUCAAUUGACUGAUAUCUCUGAUGACGGAUACUUGUCUCUCAUGUCUGACAAUGGUGAAUUACGUGAGGAUCUCAAGAUUCCAGAUGGAGAGGUUGGCGCACAACUGAGAUCAGACCAUGAUGCCGGAAAAGAUAUACUCUGUACCGUACUCAAAUCUUGUGGGGAAGAAGUGGUGAUUGCUGUAAAAACAAAUACUGCCUUGGAUAAAUAA
Phaedon cochleariae (mustard beetle) is the source of this 483-nucleotide messenger RNA. The record is from the annotation of a GenBank genome assembly. NCBI's taxonomy places the organism in Eukaryota, Metazoa, Arthropoda, Insecta, Coleoptera, Chrysomelidae.